AUGAAUGUGAUAUUCCCUCCUUUAAGUAAUGUAGAUGAUUCAUUAUCUCCAGUAUUCUCAAUUAUAUCUUUUCACGGUCUCAAUAUUCUCUGCGAUUGCCCAUUACUUACUAAAAAUUAUCUCAAAGAGCAUUAUGGUGAUAUAUUAGACAAGUUAAUUACAAAUAUUAAAGAAUUUAAUGAAUUAGGUGAUUACUAUGUAUUUCCGGCAACAAUUUUACUCGGAUUAGGUGACAAUAGAAACGAAAAUAUUCCUAUUGAUCUGAUUUUAAUAACACACCCUGAUGGCUUAAUGGGUAUCCCCUUCCAUCUUCAUUACAACCAAUUACAUAGAGAUUAUAAUUUGAAACAUAAUGAUUGUGAAAAAGAAGCUAACUUAGAAAGUUUAAAACAAGAUUUACCUGAGUGUAUUUUAUCUUUACUAUCAUAUUUAUCUUGUAUUGACAUAUCCAAUGCACUAUUAGCUGUAACGCCUCCAGUUUUCCAGUCUGCAACUGUUGCUUUACAACAAUUAAUCCAGUAUAGUGAAACUAUACAAAGCAAUAUUUCAAAUCCAUUUAUUUGGUUAAGGACAAGUGACAUAUUUAAUCUUUUUACUUCGUUAAAUAAGUUGAGAAAAGAAGGUACAGUGGAGUGCCCAUAUAAAUUGGACAAAAGCUCUACAUACUUAAGGCAUCAAGUUAUUGCCAAUUUGCCAGAAAGUGGCCCUGAAUAUUUUUAUAAUCAGUCUAUUGUAAGCAAUACCUCGGAAAGAAACAACUUUACAGGCUCUGCAGAUUCAAAUAUGAGAGGAAGUACAACAGGAUUAGGUGCAGCUGUUGGAGCUGCUACGCACAUAUUUGACGGAAAUACUCUUUAUAAUUAUCCAGCUACAAUCGGUGGACAUAACUGCACUUCAAGUACUUCUAAUCCUCCCUUGAUUGGUCCCUUUUCAGGUGAGGAAAUUUCUGGAUAUGCAAGAGGCAUCAUAGAAAGUGAAUUAUAUCAACAUAUUUCAGAAGAAAAUGAUAUAACAAAUCAACGGUAUAUUUCUAAUUCUAUAUUUACUGAGAAUUCCAGAUUUAGUAUCAAGCUGUUGCAUAUUGGGCAGAGGGAGAAAAUCUGCAAGAAUCUUACAACAUUUAUACUAUACCCACUAGAUAGUGGAUAUUGUUUAGGAGGUGUUGGUUAUUGUCUAGCUACGAAUAAUAGGUCUCCUGAAGAUUCAUUAAAAGAUGAAAAAAUUGUGAUCUUUGGUCAGGUUUCAACAGAAGUCGAUAGAUAUCCUUCUCCACUAAACCUUAAUGACAUAUAUGAAGCCUCAAAUGUUGUAUUUUAUGGGAGUAUGAUCUCUAUAAAACAAGCAGAGUAUAUUCAUAAGAUUGUGGAAUCUACAAAUAUUGUACAAUUAUCUAAUUUAUCAUAUUACUUAACAGAAAUAAAGAUUAUUCUUAAUUAUAUAAAACAUACAUUAUAUAGAAGUGGCUCAAUCUUAAUACCUACAGAUUUAUAUGGACAAUACUGUAUGGAGUUAAUUGAAUAUAUUGGACAAUAUGUAUCUGAACUACCUAUUCAAUAUCAAGUUCCUAUAUACAUAGUGGGUGGUGGUAUCUCGACGAUAUUAUCAAAUGCUGAUGUAUCUUCUGAAUGGACAUGCUCUAAUAAAAGCCGUAAGUCUAUGUUACCCAAUCCAAUAUCCCCAUUUCUGUUUUCACAAUUGAAGUCAUCAAAUAGACUUUAUACAUUUCAUACAAUCGAAGAGUUAUCUAUUGUAUACCGAGAACCAGCUAUAUUUUUUGCAUCUUCAAGUGAUCUUAGUUUUGGUCCGUGGAUAAGAAUAUUAAAUCAGCUAUACUCUGAUCCUAAAAAUACAUUAUUAACUAUUGAUCCUUGCACAGAUAUCUCAUAUUUGACUAUGAAGUAUAAUUUGAACAAUGACAAAAUUGACCAUAUUGAAUUAGUUUACUUUCCACUAAUAUUGUUUCCGACUCUAAACAGUUUGAUGACUGAAAUUUUCAAUAACCACAAUUCAAAAAAUCCGAAAUUUAAGGUUUUAAUUCCAUUAAAUAAAAAUAAUCACUCAGAAGACUCAGAUGUAAUAAAUUUCCCUAUAGAAUACAAAACUAAAAUUCUAGAAGUCCCUAGACAAAUUCAGACUUUAACUAGGAGAAGUAAUGAUGAAAAUGGAGUGAAGUACAAUUGGUUUCCAGCUUCUUUAUCUUUCAAUGCUAAAAAUAAAUCUUUUCUCAAGUCAAUAUCACAGGGAGUUUAUGUAGGCAGAACUAAUGCUAUAAUUAAUUGUAAUGAGGGUAACAUUUCAAUUGAGGAGUUUGAUCAAGAUCAAAAUACUGCUACUCAAAACACAAAUAACAAUGUACCUAAAGAGAAAAUUCUAAUGGGUUACACAACUGUAUAUUCUAUUCUUUCCGCACUGAGAAAACAUGAUAUUAAUGAUGCUGUGAUACUUAAGUAUAUAGACAAUACUGACAACUCAUUGAAUGAUAGAAAAAAUCUAUCUACCAUUUUUAUACCUUCACUAUCUUGUACAAUUACCCUUACAAGUUCAUGUGUAUGCAAUAUAUCUACAACAAAGUCAACUUCAAGGAGCAUAGUAUCUGGUAUAAUGAAAUCUUUAGUUUCUAAAAUCUAA
Messenger RNA from Cryptosporidium muris RN66, 2628 nucleotides. RefSeq lists its product as uncharacterized. Bases 1 to 2628 code for a protein of 875 amino acids. Gene Ontology annotation, cellular component: integrator complex. NCBI's taxonomy places the organism in Eukaryota, Apicomplexa, Conoidasida, Eucoccidiorida, Cryptosporidiidae. The record is from RefSeq and is a predicted model, not a curated record. Gene Ontology annotation, biological process: snRNA processing. The transcript has a single exon.